AUGACCAAGGAGUGCAGUGCUCUUAUCCAGAAAGACCUACCUACAAAGAAGAAGGACCCAGGAAGUUUUCACAUCCCUUGUGCUAUAGGGGAUACAAUGAUUGACAGAGGGUUUUGUGAUUUUGGAGCGAGCAUAAAUUUAAUGCCCCUGUCUCUCAUGAGGAAGCUGCAAAUCAAUGAGUUGAAAUCCACAAACAUAACCCUUCAGUUGGCUGACAAGACCCAGAAACAAGCAUUAGGAAUGGUUGAAAAUGUGCUGGUGAAGGUAGGGAGGUACUUCCUCCCUACAGACUUUGUUAUUCUUGAGAUGGAAGAAAGCUAUCUUCACCCAAUCAUUCUGGGAAAACUAUUCUUAGCUACAGCCAAAGCACUCAUAGAUGUUGAGAAGGGAGAGCUAAUAUUAAGAAUACAUGACGAACAACUCACCUUUCAUGUCUUCAAACCCUUACAUGAGUCUGAGCAAGAGAACAGAGGCCUGAAGGAUGAUUAUGGGAAAGCAAUUGUGAAGGAGACAAGCAGUAAAUCACAAGCAGAGCCUCUGAAGGCAUCUCUGGUGGACAAACAGGAAAUCCAAGUGGUACAACAAUAA
Molecule: messenger RNA, 588 nt
Organism: Arachis ipaensis
Lineage: Eukaryota; Viridiplantae; Streptophyta; Magnoliopsida; Fabales; Fabaceae
Source: RefSeq, a predicted model, not a curated record